Messenger RNA from Prunus mume (Japanese apricot), 1705 nucleotides. RefSeq names its product UDP-xylose transporter 3. The record is from RefSeq and is a predicted model, not a curated record. NCBI's taxonomy places the organism in Eukaryota, Viridiplantae, Streptophyta, Magnoliopsida, Rosales, Rosaceae.
CCCUGAAUCCGAAUCAAAAAGUCAACAAAACCCGGAAAAACAAAACAAAAAUUAAAUCGCAAUUUGCAUUUGAUUAUUGCCACGAGAAUUAAACCAAGAACAAGCUCAUAAUACGCGCCAUCAAUGCCACAGUUGGUUUAAAAUCAAACACUCGCUUUCUUCAACCGCAGUCGAUUGUUUGAUCGUUUCAGCUAUCGUUUUUCGUUGAUUUCAGCUUUCACCUUCUCGUUUCUGUACGUUGAGCUGCUUUGCGCCCGAAUUACCUCAAAUUUUGGAUUAGUAUGUUACAAUGAGAUCCAUAUAAAGCUUGGGCUGUGAAUAGAGCAAGACUGCAAGAGUGUGAAAAUGGGAGACAGCCAGAAGUUCCACCUGGGGACCAUUGGGGCUUUGAGUUUGUCAGUCGUGUCAUCCGUGUCGAUUGUGAUUUGCAACAAGGCGCUUAUUAGCACACUUGGUUUCACUUUUGCCACAACUUUGACAAGCUGGCAUCUUCUGGUUACAUUUUGUUCUCUUCACAUUGCGUUAUGGAUGAAAUUCUUUGAACACAAGCCUUUUGAUGCUAGUUCUGUAAUGGGAUUUGGAAUUCUAAAUGGAAUCUCUAUUGGACUUCUGAAUCUGAGCUUGGGUUUCAAUUCCGUUGGUUUUUACCAGAUGACAAAACUGGCAAUCAUCCCUUGUACUGUUCUUUUGGAGACCCUUUUCUUUAGGAAGAAGUUCAGUCGAAGUGUUCAGUUUUCACUCACCAUCCUUAUUUUGGGAGUUGGAGUUGCAACAGUUACUGAUCUUCAGCUCAAUGCCCUGGGCUCCUUUUUGUCCCUGCUUGCAGUUCUCACAACCUGUGUUGCUCAGAUUAUGACCAAUACCAUCCAGAAGAAGUUCAAAGUGUCCUCAACCCAACUUCUGUAUCAGUCUUGUCCCUAUCAAGCAAUAACCUUGUUCAUCGUUGGUCCAUUUCUAGAUGGACUUUUGACUAAUCAAAAUGUUUUUGCUUUCGCGUAUACCCCUCAAGUGCUGUUCUUCAUUGUUCUGUCCUGCCUGAUAUCUGUCUCUGUAAACUUCAGUACAUUUUUGGUUAUUGGAAAGACAUCUGCAGUAACUUAUCAGGUCCUUGGACAUUUGAAAACGUGCCUUGUUUUGGCAUUUGGCUACAUUCUACUCCGCGACCCAUUUAGCUGGCGCAACAUUUUAGGGAUAUUGAUUGCUGUAGUUGGGAUGGUAUUCUAUUCUUAUUAUUGCACUCUCGAGAGCCAGCGGAAGGCUAAUGAAGGAUCCCAACAGUUGCCCCAGACAAAAGAAAGCGAAGCUGAUCCUCUAUUAGGUGUCGAAAACGGAAGUGGGAUGCUAGGGGAGGAUUCAAAAGUCCCUGUAUGGAAUUCGAACAAGGACCUGCAUGCUUAAAGCCUGUUCAGUUUGUUGUGGUUCAUUUGUGCCAGAUCGAAUUUAGCAGGGAAGAGCUAUUCCAGCGAUGAAGAUGUUGCUGGCAAAGGGUUUCUAUAUGUGGCAUUGUAUGGGUUUUAUAAUUUCUAUUGUAGAAGUAUCCUUCAGAGUCAAAGAAAUGACUUUUGCUAUAUAGCAGUUUUGGUUAUUAAUUUUGUCGGAAUCAGGCUUCGCCAAUUGGAUUCAUACCAGAAUUUGGUAAGCCAGAUGUACACUAUUGUACACAAACACUGAAAAGUAUUCAUAAUUGUUGUUUCUGGUUAGUUUC